UCGUGCUGCCGGUCCAAGGCCGAUCUGAGUCUGCGUCUGCGUUUUAGGGGCGACCGAAAAUGCUCUAUAAAAGCGAAGAUCCGAUCUGGUAGUGGCAUCAGUUCAGCGCCUUGGUUCAUCUCCAACAGGUCAACAUCAUCAACAUGAAAAUCUUCGUCUGCUUGCUCGCCCUUGGCGCCGUGGCCCAUGCCGGCUUCAUUGGUGGCUCAGGAGGAGGUGGCGGAGGAGGUGGUGGCUACGGUGGAGGCGGCGGCGGCGGUGGCUACAGCUAUGGCGGCGGUGGCGGCGGCGGCGGUGGACAUGAUCAUCAUGAUCAUGGCGCUGCUGCUCCUGUGAAGGUCAUCAAAGUGAUCCACGAGAGUGCACCCUCAGGAGGCGGCGGUGGCUGGCAGUCAGGUGGAGGAGGCGGCGGUGGCUGGCAGUCAGGAGGCGGCGGUGGAGGAUACGGCGGCGGCGGCGGCCAUGGAGACGGUGGCGGUCAGGAGAUCAAAAUCAUCAAGAUCAUCUCCCAGCAGGCGUCUUCUGGAGGACAUGGCGGUGGCGGCUGGUCUUCCGGCGGUGCUUCCAGUGGCGGAUGGUCCUCGGGCGGAGCCUCCAGCGGUGGCUGGUCAUCCGGAGGAGGCGGCGGUGGUGCUGGCUCUGCUGUCAAGAUCAUCAAAAUCAUCUCCGAAGCGGAUUCUGGAGCUGGUGGUGGCGGCGGAUGGGCACAGGGCGGUGGUCAGUCCGGCGGAUGGGCUCCAGCUGGUGGCUGGGCCCAGGGUGGCGGCGGCGGCGGCAGCUGGUAA
Messenger RNA from Drosophila obscura, 785 nucleotides. RefSeq names its product glycine-rich protein DOT1. Lineage: Eukaryota; Metazoa; Arthropoda; Insecta; Diptera; Drosophilidae. Bases 144 to 785 code for a protein of 213 amino acids. The record is from RefSeq and is a predicted model, not a curated record. The transcript has a single exon.